CUUUAGCGCAGAGAGAGAGGAGAGAGAGGCAGAGCGACAGACCGACGGACCGCCGCUCUAUCCAGCUGCCCGUGCCUCUGCAGAAGCGCGCAGGAACGCACGCGCGCGCACACACACACAAUCACACACACACACACGCUGAGAACGUGCGCGGCGAGAGAGAGCGAGAGAGAUCGGGUCCCAUGCGCGGCUCGCGGGCUGCCGGAGCCUCUGCUGUAGAGCUCAAUGCUCAAUGUGCAUGUGCGUCCGUGUGUGCGUCCGGCGGCUGCUCGCCUGCCUCUUCCCUCCUCUGCGCUCCUCUCCUCCCGGGACAGGAAUAACGGGAUACCGGGAGCCGUGAUCACACCGAGGCAGACUGAGCCCCCACGAUGCGCGGGGCACAGCAGAGAUUGCAGUGGAGAAUCAGCAGCACAUACGCACACACGAUGAAGAUUGGAUUACAGUGAUUUUAUUCGCAGCUGAGCUCGUGCCAAGUGUUGAAACUGAGGAUUUCAUUCAUUUUUUUUCUUUUUUUUCGGACACGGUGGGAAUAAUUGUGUGAUUUGAUUUUCCUCCUGCUGUGCAGUGUUUGUGAGAGGAGAGUGAUCACCAUCGAAGGCUGCAUGGUUUCUCUGAGGAGAGCGGGGACUGUUGCAAUGUCAUCUCACACCAGUGUUCUGGAGCUCCGUGGAAGGGAGAUGCUGGGAUGAAGUGGUUUGGCAGUAUGUCCCUGAGCAGCAGCAGGAGUAAGAGGAGGAGCAGAAGGAGCAGCGUUGGAGGGAACAGCUUGCUGCUCCCGUUGGCCCUCCUGGUGGUGGUGGUGACCCUGAUUGCCGUCCCCACGGCGGCUCAGAAGCAGCGAGGCGGAGGCGGAGGUGGCGGCGUCUCGGAGAAGGUGCCGGUGCUGAACAUUGCGGUGAUCCUGGGGCGCACGCGUUACAUCUCAGACCGGGACAUCCGGGCGCUGUGGAGCAAGGAGGACCCCAUCGACGUCAACGUGGUCACACUGCUGGUCAACGAGACCGACCCCAAGAGCAUCAUCACACACAUGUGCGACCUGAUGUCUGGGACCAAGAUCCACGGCGUGGUGUUUGGGGAUGGCACCGACCAGGAGGCCAUCGCCCAGAUUUUGGAUUUUAUUUCCUCGCAGACACUCAUACCCAUCCUGGGCAUCCACGGAGGGUCGUCCAUGAUCAUGGCUGAUAAGGAUGUGAAGUCGACCUUCUUCCAGUUUGGCGCCUCCAUCCAGCAGGAGGCGCUGCUGAUGCUGAACAUCAUGGAGGAGUACGACUGGCACAUCUUCUCCAUCGUCACGUCAAAGUUCCCCGGGUACCAGGAGUUCAUCAACAUCCUGAAAACCACAGUGGACAACAGUUUCGUGGGCUGGGACCUGCAGAACAUCAUCACUCUGGACGCAGUGGAAGAAGACAGCCGCUCUCAGAUCAUGCUGAAGAAGGUCCAGUCUCCCGUGGUCCUGCUCUACUGCUCCAAGGACGAGGCCGUCUACAUCCUGGAGGAGGCUCGCUCGCUGGGCCUGACCGGCUUCGGCUACAUCUGGAUCGUGCCGUCGCUCACCACGGGGAACCCGGAAAUAAUGCCCGAGGAGUUUCCGUCGGGGAUGAUUUCGGUGUCGUACGACGACUGGGACUACCCGCUGGAGGCCCGGGUCCGCGACGGCCUGGGGAUCAUAACGUCAGCGGCGGCGGCCAUGUUGGAGGAGUACGGCGACAUCCCCGAGGCCAAGACGUCCUGUUACGGCCCCAUGGAGAAGACGACCAAGCUGCCACCCAGCGCUCUGCACAAGUACAUGAUGAACGUGACGUGGGACGGCAGAGACUUGUCCUUCACUGAGGACGGCUACCAGGAGAACCCCAAGCUGGUGGUCAUUGUUCUCAACAAGGAGCGAGAGUGGGAGAAGAUGGGGAGGGUGGACAACCGCAGCCUGACCCUGAAGUAUCCCGUGUGGCCGCGCUUCAACUCCUUCGGUGACGCCGAGCUCGACGACAACCACCUGUCCAUCGUCACGCUGGAGGAGAAGCCGUUUGUCAUCGUGGAGGACGUGGAGCGACUGACGGGAACCUGCAUGAGGAACUCGGUGCCCUGCAGGAAGCACAUCAAAGACAACACGACAGAGUCUGGUGGGACCUACAUCAAGAAAUGCUGCAAAGGUUUCUGCAUUGAUAUCCUGAAAAAGAUCGCCAAGUACGUCAAGUUCACCUAUGACCUGUACCUGGUGACCAAUGGAAAGCAUGGCAAGAAGAUCAACAACGUCUGGAAUGGGAUGGUGGGAGAGGUGGUCUAUAAGAAAGCCGUCAUGGCCGUCGGAUCUCUGACGAUCAAUGAGGAGCGUUCUGAGGUCAUCGAUUUCUCCGUCCCGUUCGUGGAAACUGGGAUCAGCGUCAUGGUCUCCCGUAGCAACGGCACCGUGUCCCCUUCUGCCUUUCUUGAGCCAUUCAGUGCAUCAGUAUGGGUGAUGAUGUUUGUGAUGCUCCUACUGGUAACUGCAAUGGCUGUCUUCAUGUUUGAGUACAUCAGUCCUCUUGGCUUUAACAGAAACCUGGCACAGGGGAAAGACCCCCACGGUCCUUCCUUCACCAUGGGCAAGGCCGUGUGGCUGCUGUGGGGUCUGGUCUUCAACAACUCUGUGCCAGUGCAAAACCCAAAGGGAACCACCAGUAAGUUCAUAGUGUCAGUGUGGGCCUUCUUUGCUGUCAUCUUCCUGGCCUCCUACACUGCCAACCUGGCCGCCUUCAUGAUUCAGGAGGAGUUUGUUGAUCAAGUCACCGGGCUCUCAGACAAUAAGUUUCAGAACCCGUACGCGUACUCUCCUCCGUUCCGCUUCGGCACGGUUCCAAACGGCUCCACGGAGAGGAACAUCAGGAAGAACUACCCCGCCAUGCACCAGUACAUGGUGAAAUACCACCAGACCGGGGUGCAGGACGCACUCGUCAGCCUCAAAACAGGCAAACUGGACGCCUUCAUCUACGACGCUGCAGUGUUGAACUAUAUGGCCGGCAGAGAUGAGGGAUGUAAGCUGGUGACCAUUGGCAGCGGGUACAUCUUUGCCACCACGGGUUACGGCAUCGCUCUGCAGAAAGGCUCCUACUGGAAGCGGCAGGUGGAUCUGGCCAUCCUGGCAAUCAUCGGAGAUGGUGAAAUGGAGGAACUGGAGGCCCAGUGGCUGACAGGGAUCUGCCACAACGAGAAGAACGAGGUGAUGUCCAGUCAGCUGGACGUGGACAACAUGGCGGGCGUCUUCUACAUGCUGGCCACGGCCAUGGGGCUCUCCCUCAUCACCUUCGUGUCCGAGCACCUCUUCUACUGGAGGCUGAGAUACUGCUUCACCGGGGUCUGCACCGGCACUCCGGGGCUUCUUUUCUCCAUCAGCAGGGGAAUCUGGAGUUGCAUUCACGGGGUCCACAUUGACAUGAAGAAGAAGACAGACCUCGACUUCAGCCCUCAGGACAAAAUGCUCAAGCUCAUUAAGUCGGCGAAACAGAUGACCAACAUGUCUAACCUGAGCGGCUCUCGCAUGAACUCUCCGAAGCGAGAAUUCAUGCACUCGGCCGGCCCCAUGAUCAUGGAUAUGAUGGCAGAGAAGGGCAACUUCAUAUACGCCGACAACCGAAGCUACGCUCCCAAAGAUAUGAUCUACGGGGACACUGGGGACCUGCAGUCUUAUCUGGCCAACCGCCACAAGGACCACCUGAACAACUACAUCUUCCAAGGGGGGCAGCAUCCUUUGACACUGAACGACGCCAAUCCCAACACCGUGGAGGUAGCAGUGAAUGCUGACACAGUCCAGACCAACGCCAAGCCGCCCCGGACCCUGUGGAAGAAAUCGGUGGACACGCUCCGCUCUGCGCCACCCGGACCCCCUCCGAUGCCCGACAUGCUGAUGCCAGACCCACGAAUGUCGAUGAAGACGCAGCGCUACCUCCCCGAGGACGCAGCCCACUCCGACAUCUCCGACUGUUCUAGCAGGGCAGCCUCCUACAAGGACCCAGAAAAUAACAAGCACCUGAAGCCCAAGGACAACUUAAAAAAAAGAUCGGUGACGUCAAAAUACCCAAGGGAUUGCAGUGAGGUGGAGCUGUCCUACUUAAAGACUAAGCAGGUCACCGGCGGAACCAACCAGACCGGGAGAGGAGGGGGAGGAGGAGGAGUAGGAGGAGGAGGAGGAGGGGGAGGAGGAGGAGGAGUAGGAGGAGAGAAAAUCUACACCAUCGACUCAGACCGGGAGCUUAGCCUCCACUCAGACCCCAUUCACUACCGCGAGAGUCACGGCCUUGCUGCAGACGAUCUGGAUUACCCUGAAAUGUACUCCGACCACAGUGACAACUACAGGAAGUGUGAGCAGCCCAUCAUUCACCUGAACUCAUCCCCUCUACACCACGCAGACUCAGAUCUCCUCCCCGACCCGGCCUACUCCAAACACUACAGCCUGAAAGAGAAAAACCUUUCCCCACACGAAUCCAUCGACCGCUACAAACAGACACACUGCCGUUCCUGCUUGUCCAAAGUGACCGCCAGCUACCCGCCCGGAGCGCCCUACACCCCGGCUGCAGCUGCCUCAGCUUCCGUCACACGCUCGCCCUAUAAUCGGUGUGAAGCAUGCCUCCACACGGCCAACCUGUAUGACAUUAGUGAGGACCAGUUCCUCACAGACCCCUUGGUCAGUCCCACCUUGCAGCACCAACAGGAGCAAGAACCGGACGACAUGUUUGGUCUGUAUUGGCCACAGACAGAUGGGCCUCAUGUCCAAAAGAGAAACCGCUUGAGGCUGAGCCGCCAGCACUCCUUUGACAACAUCAUGCUCGAAAAGCCCAAGGAUGUGGACCUGAACCGACCGGCACGCAGCGUCAGCCUAAAGGAGAAGGAUCGCUUCUUGGACUCUGCGUCUGACUCGCACUACGCGAACCUCUUCGGCAUGCGCCCCUACUCCGGCAAACUGUUUGGCACCGGGUCCAAAUCAAUGCUGUUCAACCACAACCUGGAGGAGAGCAAGAGGAGCAAGUCCCUGUACCCGGCCCAUGGCUCGGAAAACCCUUUCCUCAGCCAUUCGCUGAGGGAUGACACCAGCAGCAGACUGGUCCAUGGGCGGAGCUCCUCUGAUAUUUACAAACAGCUGGCGGUGGCUCCACCUGCAGCGGCCCCCAUCAAAACGCGCAAUGAUGCGAACAAUCUCCGCUCUUCCGUCAAAUCCACCACUUCAUACUGCUCACGGGACGGGCGGAUAGCUAAUGACAUGUACAAUAAAGAGCAUGUGAUGCCUUACUCAGCCAAUAAGACUAGUGCAUACCCAGCGCCACGCGGCGUCCUAAACUCAGCCCAGUUCAGCAAUAGACGGGUGUAUAAAAAAAUUCCCAGUCUGGAGUCGGAUGUUUAGUUGAUAGAAGAAAUGAUGUGUUCUCUCCUUCUUACUCCUCUCUGGGUUUGUAUUAUAAUUUAACAACUAUGUUAUCCACUAAGGGAUGCCAUAGCCACACUAUGUUUUUCUUCUUCUCUUCAACAUUGUAAUCCAAAAGAACUCGUGCCCUCGUGGGUAUAACAGUAUUACUACUACUCUCUUUGCAGACGAUCACCAUUUGUGUCCAUUCUCUCCCAUGUACCAAUGAGUUGGCUGCAUGGCCAGCACUCUGCCAUAAGGUAUCCUGCUGUAACAGGGAGGGGAAUCAGUAACCCCGAGGUGUUUAAGGAAAUGGCACGGUCCCAUUAUUGGGACGGACAAGGUAUUAGAUCGAGCGAGGCACGACUCCUGCAGAAAUCGUUGGCCUGGGAUUGGAAUGCGUGAGGAGGUGGUGGGGAGGACGGGAGAAAUUAUAUGACAGGGGGGUUAUCGUCUCCCAUUUUUCCUUUCCACCUCCUCUGUCAAGCUUCGGCCUCACUAGGCCUGACAGGGAGAGCAGAUGGGUGGGCCAGACAUGGAGGCUUCCCAGGAGGGCAGGGGCAUCACAGCGAGCUAGUCCAACGGUCUGCUGCUUGUUACUCUGACAAAUAUGGCCACUGAGACACCUGGCAGUGGGCGAGGAGACGCAGGGAGGGAGGGAGGAAGGAGGCGAGUGGCCGAAUGGCGCCGAGUGGAGCGAGCAGGAGUUCCUGGCAGUUAUUGUGUGCUCGGUCAGAUCAUAGUUUUUACGCGUUAAGCCCAUGCCAAGGGGCACGGCAGUGAUGAUAAGCUGAGAGUAAUGUAGGUGCUAUCAAUGAUUAAUGUUUACAGACUGACUGACAAAAUGACUGAUAGGAAAGGACGGACGAGGAGGGAAACCUGAGGCAAACGAUGGGCAUUUCAUUUGUGGCACUGCACAUAGAAAAAUAAUCGCAAAGUACUGCUUUUUUAUUCUAUUGAACUAUAAGAUUUAUCAGGGAUUCUGGCAUCUGGAUCCCCCUAUGUAGGAUUUUAGCGUUUGCUUAUUUGGUAGCACAAUAGCCAUUAGUUUUAAAAACCCUCUCUCCCACGUUUGCUUUUUAAAGAGCAUAACUUCCUGAGAAAUACCACUGAGAGUAGUAGAUUAUUUUGCAUGUGUUGAUUUCUUUCUGUGUCCGAGAAGAGAAAAUACACACAUAUACACUCUCAGGCACAUACAUGUUUUGUGGAAGGGGCUGCGUCGUGCCAAAUGUGACGGAUGGAUAUGUGUACAAUCGAGACUUUGAUCCUCUGCUUAGUAAAUAUGUUUUGCUGCAAAAGAGCAAGAUAAUGGUGGAAGGGAAGAGAUGCGAAGAGGAGAUAAACAAGGGAGAAAAUGAGAUGAGAUGACAAAUGUGUCCACCACCACCCGGUCUGAGGUGGACACUCGUGUGGUUUUGUCCUUUGACCUCCCUGCCACUGACAACAGGGUAUUAGCUAUUAAAAAUACUUACUAUUCCUUUCUUCUUUCUUCUUUCCUACUUCCCUUCCUCCAUCAACACCACACACACUUUGUGUUUCUUUGGGUUCGUACGAACUCGCCUGGUUGUUCCAGACAUAUCACUUCUAAUUAACCACUACGGGGGAUUGUUUUGAGACGUUUCUGUGAAGCAGCUGCUGAUCUCCAAUCAUCCGGGGCUGGAGCUCGUGAAGACGACUCGAGACGGAUCCCUUGUUUAUCUUCACGGCGUGGUUUGGGUGGGCUGUGGGAUGGACUGGGUGGGACAAGAUGGAUGGAGCCCGGGAGGCUCCGCUAUGAUGUGCUCAUCAAUCAUAAAUCCAUUUUAGUGUGGAGUCCAUUGUGUGCGCACGUUGCAGAACUUGGGUAAGCUUGAAGUUUUAAACCAGAACAUUUGGUUCCUGAUCCGACUGCUUCUGCGUUCGUUUGUUCUUUCUUUUUGAUAAUGACACUUAGCAGAAAAGACUUGCACAUGCAUUCACGUCCAUGCACACCAAACCCUGUUUUUUGUAGAAUCAUGCUGUACAGAUUGUACAGUGAAAAGACAAAACGUGUAACCAUCUUAAAUGAUUUGCUCGAUUGAUUGGGUUCACAAAGCCAAAUUUUAUCAAAUAAAAUACCUCAGGAUGAUUCUGUUCGUUUUCGGGAGAACUGCUGUGUAACAGUAGCAACAGAACAGGAUGUGCCGCAGGUUCUUUUGUAGAAAAAAAUAACUUUUAAAAAGAAAAAAAAGCAACAAAAAAAUAAAUAAAUAAACAGUUUAUAGUGGCCAAAAAAAAA
Mugil cephalus (flathead mullet) is the source of this 7625-nucleotide messenger RNA. It is a transcript of the gene grin2aa, whose product is annotated as glutamate receptor, ionotropic, N-methyl D-aspartate 2A, a. NCBI's taxonomy places the organism in Eukaryota, Metazoa, Chordata, Actinopteri, Mugiliformes, Mugilidae. Bases 686 to 5368 code for a protein of 1560 amino acids. Gene Ontology annotation, biological process: synaptic transmission, glutamatergic; excitatory postsynaptic potential; monoatomic ion transport. The record is from RefSeq and is a predicted model, not a curated record. Gene Ontology annotation, molecular function: NMDA glutamate receptor activity; transmitter-gated monoatomic ion channel activity involved in regulation of postsynaptic membrane potential. Gene Ontology annotation, cellular component: plasma membrane; postsynaptic density membrane; postsynaptic membrane. The transcript is spliced from 15 exons.